AUGUCCCACGUCGACCUCUCCAGAGCUGGCUCUGGCUUCGGCGCGCUCGCCGCCACGCUUGACCUUGGCAACGUCAUGAGCACGAUCGCCCUCGCUGCCUCCCUGCUCGUGGCGUACUGCGUCGCCCAGACCAUCUAUAGAAUCUGGUUCCAUCCGCUGUCCAAGUUCCCCGGCCCGCCACUCCUCGCUGCCACCUACGUCCCAUUCGUCUACCUCAACCAUGCCCGCGGAACAUGGGUUCGGCGCAUGCCCGCCCUGCACCGCAAGUACGGCCCGGCGGUUCGCAUCGGGCCAAACCACAUUGCUUUUGACGGCUCCAUCGGCUGGCCAGAAGUGUACGGUCACCGCAAGGGCGGCCAGGAGGAGUUUGGGAAGCCACCAGGCCCCUACCCGGGCGACGAAAAGAGCCUCAUCAACGCUCCCAAGGAUGUGCAUCGUCGGCAGCGACGACAGUUGAGUCACGCCUUCAGCGAUGGGUCCCUCGCGCAGCAAGAGCCCACCAUCUGCAAGUACGUCAACCUGCUGAUGGAGCGGCUCACGGAGCGAGCCACCAAGGGCGAAGUCGUCGACAUCGUCGAGUGGAUGAACUUUACCACCUUUGACAUCAUCGGCGACUUGACUUUCUCCGAGUCUUUUCACAGCCUCGAGAACAACGGCUACCACCCGUGGGUGCGCUCCAUCUUUGAGGGCAUCCGCGGACUCGCCCUGCGUCGCGGCUAUCACUUCUACCCAACCAUCGCCAAGAUGACCGAUUUCUUCGGGCUCAACACGUCGUCAAAGACGUCCCUCCAGGUUCGCGGCUACGCCAGGUCAAAAGCCAAGGCGCGCAUGGAGCUCGACGAGCAACCAGUCCCAGGCCACAAAGAUUUUAUAGGGUACAUGACGCGCAAGACGCGCGACGACACCGGCGGCAUGAGCGAGGCCGAGAUUUUGGCCACGACGCCGGUUCUCGUCGUCGCAGGCAGCGAGACGACCGCCACUGCCAUUGCCGGCUUCACCUUUUUCAUGAGCAAGAACCCGCGCGUCUACGACAUACUCGCCAACGAGAUCCGGUCCACCUACAGCGCCGAGUCCGACAUAACCCUGCGCAACACCGCAACGAUCGAGUAUCUGCAGGCAGUCAUUGACGAGCUGCUGCGCGUAUACCCUCCGGCGGCCGAGACACCUCCUCGCGUGUCCCCUGGAGCCGUGGUCGACGGAAGGUACAUUCCUGCAGGGGCCCGCGUCUCUGUGUACCAGUGGGCCACGUUUCACAACCCCGACAACUUUCUCGAGCCCGAGAGCUUCCUGCCUGAGCGGUGGCUCACCAAGUCGCACCCGAGAUACGAGGAGCGCUUCGAGACGGAUAACAAGGCCGUCUUCAAGCCCUUUAGCCACGGCACCCGCGACUGCAUCGGCAAGAACCUCGCGCAGGUCGAGAUGCGGUACAUCAUCGCCCGGCUCCUCUAUCGUUUCGACUUUGAGCUGGCGCAUCCGCAACCUGACUGGCAGGAUAAGCAGCGAGUAUUCGUCGUAUGGGACAAGUCUCCGUUGUACCUGCGCCUCACUCCGCGAGCGGUGUGA
Messenger RNA from Purpureocillium lilacinum, 1563 nucleotides. Lineage: Eukaryota; Fungi; Ascomycota; Sordariomycetes; Hypocreales; Ophiocordycipitaceae. The record is from RefSeq and is a predicted model, not a curated record.